Paramisgurnus dabryanus is the source of this 3879-nucleotide messenger RNA. RefSeq names its product ankyrin repeat domain 24 (gene ankrd24). NCBI's taxonomy places the organism in Eukaryota, Metazoa, Chordata, Actinopteri, Cypriniformes, Cobitidae. Gene Ontology annotation, molecular function: actin binding. The record is from RefSeq and is a predicted model, not a curated record.
AGCUGCUCUCAGGAAAGCUGCGUUUACAGGACAGAUUUCUGCAUUCAGCUUUAUAAUGACAGUGAAGAUGUCUAAUCAGCAUCAGCCCUCCAAAAAUUAACCCUGUCCUGGUUUGACCUUGAUCUAAAAUUGCAUGAUAGCUUCAAAAAGGAGGGAACACUUUUUAGAGCGUUUUAACAGUUUAAAGUCUUUUUUGACUGUUGUCGGGACAUCUGCUAAUGUGGUUGGCUGACGGAGGGUAGCAGAGGUUUUGUAUCUCCUCUGAGCUCUAUGGAUUCUCAUGUCGUCUUCAGUCCGAUGAAACACUUCUGCAUGUGUUAUGGCUUUAUUCCGAGUCAAGACUGGACUAAAACUGAUGACAGAUUGUUACAGGCAGUUGAACAGAACGACCCAGAGAAAGUGGCGACGCUGCUCAUCAAGAAAGGCCUCUGUCCCUCUAAACUAGACGUGGAGGGCAAGUCGGCCUUCCAUCUUUGCGCAUCCCGAGGUCGACUCGAUUGUCUAGAAGUGAUAUUGUCCCAUGGGGUGGACAUUAGUUUGACAGACGGCACAGGGUUCAAUGCCCUUCAUCUUGCUGCUAAGAAUGGACAGGUGGAUUGUUUAAAGAGACUUCUUCAGGAGAGGAUCCCUGUCGACUCCACAGACAGUUUUGGGAGGACCUCCUUACACCAUGCUGCUGUAAGUGGUUGCUUGUCCUGCAGUGAGAUUCUGUGGGACUUCAAGGCCAACCUUGAUGCUCAAGAUGCUGAUGGGUCAACACCUUUAAUCUUAGCAGCCCAGAUGAGCAGAGUGGAGCUGUGUGCUUUUCUUUUGGACAGAGGAGCCAAUCCUAAUAUACAAGACAACCAUGGCAGAUCAGCUCUAAUGUUGGCCUGUGAGAGUGACAGCAUGGAGACUGUAGAGGUGUUACUGAAGGGAGGAGCUAACCCACAACUAACCGACGCCCUGGGGCACAACUCCGCCCACUACAGCAUUUCUUCUGGCAACCAAAACAUAACCCAGCUGCUGCAGAAUGGAGGAGGCAGUGCCACAGCUGCUGAGAGUUUAAACGAAGAGCAGAUUCCUUCAGCCCCUCCCCCAGCUGGCGCGAGCACACCCCGCAAGAGGAGAGCUCCGCCUCCUCCAAAAUCUCCUGCUCAGGGCACACCUCCUUCCUCAAAAACCUCAGGCACACCUUCCUCCCCUGCUCCCCCCCAACAGAGUCCUUCCCCACCUUCUCCCGCCCCCCGGACUCAGCUGACCUCAUCUGAAAAUGUUGUGGAAGAUGAAGAGGUAUUUGAAGAGAUUCGUAAGCUCAGAUCGGAGAGAGGUCGUCUGCUGCAGAAAAUCAAGAUUCUGGAACAACAGCAAAACAGCGCCACUACUGCCCUGGAAGAGCUCAGCUCUCUGAGGGUAAGACUGAGGGAAACCGAGGCAGAACGAGAUCGAUUACUGGCCGAGCUGGAGCAAUUAAGAGCGGCUCGGUUGAGCGGAGCGACCUGUGACUCAGAGGACGGAGAGGACCUGGAGGACAUGCUGGAUUUCCCAGGAGCAGAGAAGUUGCUUUCGAGGCAGUCGCGAGGCCUGAAUGCUGAUUCGUCAGAUGAAAAAGAAGAGGGCGUGUCCCAGGGGGAUCCUGCCCCUGUAGAGCAGCUUCGCAGAAAAGUGGAGGAACUGACCUCGCAGAAUGCCGACCUGGUUUUAAAAGUGCAGAUGCUAGAGAUGUUUGAGAAGGAUGACACGGAUAUGCAAAGCUCGGGUCCGGACUUUGUUCCCACAGCUCAGUACGAGUCUUUGAGAAGAGAGUUUGAAGAACUACAGGAGAAACUCUCUAAAGUCCAGACUGCUACUGAGGCAUCGAGCAUAGCAGAGGAUCAUGGAUCUGAUGAGAAGCCACAAGAGAAAGAGGAGGACCAUCAAAAACAAAGGGCACUGGAAGAAGAGCUGGCCCGGGCCCAGGCCGAGUUAGACGAGCUUAAGGAACAGAUGCGACUAGGGGUCUACUCUGUGGAGGAGGCAGCACAGCCUGAUGAAGGUUCUGAGACUUUUAAGGAAACUGAAAACUUAGAGACCCAACAGCUGAAAGCGAGGGUUCGGGAGUUGGAGGCGGAGCUAGCCGGCAAACAGAAAGAUGGGGCGGGGCUUGGUAAAGGCGACAACGACACAAUCCGACAGCUGAAGCAGAGGGUGGAGGAACUUGAGGCAACGUUGCAGGACAAGGAGAAAGGAGGAGAGAAAAAGGGAAAGGACGAGAUAGUUGUGAAUCUUAAAAAGCGAGUGAAAGAGCUUGAAGAAGCGCAAAGGAAGGUGGAAGGUGAGGGGGUGCCGGUGAACGGGUUGCAUGCACGGGUGGAGGAACUUGAGCGAGAGUUAAAAGAGAGCGUCCCGCGUGGGCAGUUGGAGGAGGUUCGGGUCACUUUGGGAAUUCAGCUUAACCAACUAGCUCGAGAACGCGCCGAAGUGGCUACGCGGCUCAACCAGGCCUUGCUGGAGCUGGAGAGGCUCCGCCCCCCGUCCCGCAUGGAUGGAGAGGACGAUGAAGAUGACGAGGAGCCAUCUGAGAGCUCUGAGGUUUCCAUUGCAUCUGGGGGGCGGACUCUGGCGACCAUAAAAGAAGAGCUGGAGGUUGCAAGGCAAGAGGCAGCACAAGCUCUUGACAGCCUGUGUGCUGAGAGAGAGAGCAGAGUUCAGGAUGCACUACAGCUCAGGGAUGCAAUACCACUGAAAAAACACCAGGAGGCGCUGACUGCAGUAGCACAGCAGCUAGCUCAAACUGAGAAAGAGCUCCAGACAGAGAGGGCCCUACGUGAGCAUGCUCAAACCGAACUGGCCAGACUGGAAUCUGAGCUCCGGGUGGCGAAAAAGGACUCGGUAAACAGGGAAGAACAUGAGAAAGUGAAGGCAGAAUUGGAGCGCUCUCUAGUGGAGAUUCGGCAGAAAGCGGCAGCGGCACAGGAAUCUCUGAGCGAGAAAGAGACGGAGAUUAAAGAGUUGCGAUCCCAGAAAGCGUUACAACAGGGACUGGUGUCUAAAGAAGACCACGAGGCCCAGAGACUCUCUCUACAAGCCGAAAUCAACACCCUGACAGCUCAGUUAGCUGAUCUUACACGCAAGCAUGAAAAGACUUCAAAUGAGGUGUUUCAGGUGCAGCGUGAUGCUUUGUUUAAUAAGAGCGAGCGUCAGGUGGCUGAAGCUCAACUAGAGACAGUUAAAAAACAGCUUGCUGAUCUGCAGGCUGAAUCCACUCACAUCCAACAACUGCACCAAGACAUCCAGCACUCACAGGGGCUUGUCAAAGAGAAGGACCGCAAGAUCACAGAGUUGUCUAAGGAGGUGUUUCGUCUUAAGGAGGCAUUGGGGGCUCUGACACCCCCGCUGGGUCGUGUGCCGUCACCUCCAUCCACAGGAGGAGGAAUACCUGGACAACAGCUGGCACUGCAGAACCGUGUGACCGCACUUACACAACAACUCCAGGACUGUGAACGCAAACACAAAUCCGUAGUGUCCAUAUAUCGCUCUCAUCUAUUAUCUGCUGUACAGGGUCGGAUGGAUGAAGAAGUGCAGGCCCUUUUGCUUCAAAUCCUUCGUAUGUCACAAAAAGGUCAAAACUAAUAUAAACACUUUAACCGACAGCAAUACGCAAGCUAGGCGACUUCUAUGUAGAGUAUCUGACACUUCAAGAGCGCUCUUGCACCCAAUCGUAUCGACACUGUGCACACCCAAGGCGAGGUAUCCUAUAUGUCAGAGAUUCGGCUGUGGAUGAGAACUGCCAUGUUGGCAGAUAUAGUUUUGGAAAACAACAGAGAUGAAUAUAUUUCCUGUAACCGCGAUUAUUUGUUUGAUCCAGAGGGUGAACCUGAAUCAUUUUUUACCGCAUUUCAAUAAACACAGAAACAACAA